GGGCGGUCCGGUCGGCCGGCGCGUGCGCAGCAGCUGCCCAUUGCCCUCCUCCGUCUCCUCCGCGGGCCCAGGUCGGGCGAGUCGGACGCUGGGGAGGACUCGCGCGGCAGAUCGGGCCUUUAACUAUGGAAGAGAGCAUCCAGGAAUGACAGAAGAAUCCUUGUCACCCGGGAAAUAGUCAUGUUGGAAGGAUUGGUAGCCUGGGUCCUUAACAACUACCUCGGCAAAUAUGUCAGUAACCUGAACACAGACCAGCUCUCCAUUGCUCUUUUGAAAGGUGCCGUCGAGUUGGAAAACCUCCCGUUAAAGAAAGAUGCCUUGAAGGAAUUGCUGCCAUUUGAAGUCAAAGCAGGUUUCAUUGGCAAGAUAACACUACACAUACCAUUUUAUCGGCCGCAUAUUGAUCCAUGGGUGAUCUCGGUGUCCAAAUUGCACCUCAUUGGCUCACCAGAAAAACAAGAAGAAUUCGACGAAGAGAGAGAGCGACUGUUGGAAAGGGAAAACAAGAAACUAAUUCUGUUAGCCCUGGAAGAAAAAUGGAAAAAAGAACAGGAGCAGAUCGCCGAAUCGUACUGGUAUUCGGUCACGGCCUCAGUGGUCGCCAGGAUUGUGGAGAACAUUGAGCUGAAUAUUCAAGAUGUCCACCUGCGGUUUGAGGAUGGCAUCACAAAUCCUUCGCAGCCGUCUGCCUUUGGAGUCUGUAUAAAAAAUGUAUCUGUGCAAAACGCUGUAAAUGAACCCGUGGAGGAACUGAUGAAGAAAAAACAGCUCGAGAUUGCGGACUUCAGCAUCUACUGGGAUACAGAUUGUGCUUUGUUGGGAGACCUGCCUGCCGGGGAGCUGCAGGAAGCGAUGGAUGAGAGCAUGGAGAGCCGUGACCAUGAUUACAUCAUGGAGCCCGUGUGCACCUCUGCCCUCCUCAAGAGAAACUGUUCCAAGGAACCUCUAAGAUCGCGAAAUACUCCACGGCUUGAGUUUGACAUCCAGCUGGAGACCAUCCCUCUGAAACUCUCCCAGAGACAAUACAGACAAAUAAUGGAUUUUUUGAAGGAAUUGGAUCGGAAAGAACGGCAGCUUAAAUUCAGGAGAUGGAAGCCAAAGGUCACAGUAGCUGAAAACUGCCGAGAAUGGUGGCUCUUUGCUCUGAACGCCAACAUUGCAGAGAUCCGAGAGCAGAGGAAACGGUCUUCCUGGGAAUUUGCCUUGCAUCGGGCCCACGAUGCCGUAUCGUACAUGGAUCUGUACUAUAAGAAGUUGAAAGAAGUCCAGCUGUCUGAGGAGGAGCAGGAGGAGAUGGAACGCAUUGAGGAUGAGCAAACGAUUGAGGAGCUGGAAAUCCUACGCAAGAGAGUUUUCGAGAGGUUCCACAAACUGGCUGAGAGCAUCAAGGAGCCCUUGUCCGAUUCCCUGGGGGCCGCGUCGGAGUCCGAACUGGAGUCUGCCAGGGGGAGCAGCAGCAACAGCAGUGGCGAUGGCGGCGGCUGUAGCAGCAGCAGCAGCAGCGGGAUGCUUCAGUACCUUCAGUCCUGGUUUCCUGGAUGGGGAGGCUGGUAUGGCGAUUCUCGGGAGGCGCUGGAUAAAGACAGUUUCGAAGGACUCCUUUCGAAAACCUCAGAGGAGUGGAGACAGGAGGAUGGCACCCGUGCGGGCGCGGAUGAGUUUUUUGACCCCAGCGUGGACGUCUCCAACAUAAAUACCUUCACGAAGAGGGAUCACGUCUUUGCAAAGCUGAAUCUUCAGCUGCAAGGGGGCUCCGUCACCUUGCUGCAUACCGAGAGGAGAAGCCUGCAGGCAAGCGAACGGGCUUUCAUGCAGCUGGAAUUCUCAGGAGUCACCGUCUUAGCAGAAACCCUUCCUCGCCGGAAUUCCUCCCUCUUCAAGGUUCAGCUCGGCAGCCUCUUCCUCCGCGAUCUAGCAACCGAAGGGACCAUCUUUCCUGUCCUUGUCUUCCCCAAUCCCCAAAAAGAAGUUGGUUGUGUCUCUUCCAUUGGUCUCCAAACUUCCUCUUCAGACUCAAAUAACCCAAGCACUGCAGCUGACCCCGUCGUCCCGGUGUUUGAGAUGCUGUAUGAGAGAAACCCAGCCCGCAGCCAUUUUGAGAGACGCCUGGAAGUCAGUACCAGACCUCUAAAUAUUAUAUACAAUCCACAAGCCAUUAAGAAAGUUGCUGAUUUCUUCUACAAGGGAAGGGUUCAUACCUCAGGCUUUGGAUACCAGUCUGAGCUCGAGCUAAGAGUGGCUGAAGCUGCCAGGAGACAGUACAACAAGCUCAAGAUGCAGACCAAGGCGGAAAUCCGGCAGACGAUCGACCGCUUGCUUGUGGGCGAUUUCAUUGAAGAGAGCAAACGCUGGACUGUGUGCCUUGAUAUUUCUGCCCCUCAAGUUAUUUUUCCUGAUGACUUUAAAUUUGCAGAUCCCGUUUUAGUAGUGAUCGACUUAGGAAGAAUGCUACUUACCAAUUCACAAGAGGAGCAUAAAAAGAAGAGCUCAGGCUUCCCAUCGUCGGAGCUGAGUGACCAGAGUGACGACGAGUACAAGACCCCCCUGGCGACUCCCCCCAGCAGCCCACCUCCAGAAACCAGCUCGACGGAAAGCAAGCCGCUCGAAUUCGCCGGGGUGGAAAUCAGCGAAGAGCAGCUCCACGCUCACCUGAUGAGUAAGAAGAUGUACGAGACCUACAGCUUGUCGUUCAUGGACCUUCAGAUCAUGGUUGGGCGAGUGAAAGACAACUGGAAGCACGCUCAGGACAGUGUCGUCGGCCCAACCCACGUGGUGGAGAAGUUCAACGUCCACUUGCAGCUCGAGCGCCGGCUGAUCUAUACGUCGGAUCCGAAGUACCCCGGCGCUGUCUUGUCUGGGAAUUUGCCGGACCUGAAAAUCCACAUCAACGAGGACAAAAUCAUGGCGCUGAGCAAUUGUUUUGGAAGGCUAAGCACAUCCGACGGCGACAGUUCAAGCACACCGAGCACUUUGCAGAUGGGCAAGGAGAACCUUUUCUCGGAUACGGAGCAGCGCGGCAGUUUGCACAAUUCGGUCGUCAACCUCACGCAGAGCGUGGUGUUGGUGGAGCAGCACACGCGGGAAGUUCUGGUAGAGUCCCAGUUGCUUUUGGCAGAGUUCAAGGUGAACUACAUGCAGCUGGGUGUGGAAAGCAACGGACACUAUAUCUCCGUCCUCAAGGUUUUGGGGACAAAUGCCCAUUUUGUGAAGAGGCCUUACGACGCGGAAGUCUCGCUCACGGUUCACGGCUUGCUCUUGGUGGACACAAUGCAGACGUACGGCUCUGAUUUUGACCUCCUGAUGGCGUCUCACAAGAACCUGAGUUUCGACGUCCCAACGGGAAUUCUGCAGGAUAGCAGGGCACAGUCCCCUGUUGGAGGGCCGGGUGAGACCUGCCCAAUCAACGGGAUGGGCAUGGCGGAGAAAGGCGGCCUCACACCCAGAGAGUUUUCCAGCACCUUCCCCCCAAACGACGAAUCCUUAAUCAAAUUUGAGUACCAGUUUGUGAGCGCCGAAUGCCCCUCGAUGAACUUGGAUAGCACGCUGCAAGUGAUAUCGGUGCAGAUGAACAACCUGGACAUCAUUCUGAACCCCGAGACCAUUGUUGAACUGAUUGGUUUCCUGCAGAAGUCCUUCCCAAAGGAGAAGGAGGACUCCAGCCCUCAGCCCUUAAUGACGGACUCUGAGAUCAGUUUCAGCGAGCAGGACACCUUCCAGUCGACUCACGCCCAGAGUAUGGAAGUUGCGGUAGACAUCCACUGGUUAAACAUUCUUCUCCUUAGGACCGUGACGAUGAUAAACGGAGAGAAACAUGGCCGGAAAAUUGCAACCGCGAGCGUCGGGGGCACCAAAGUGAAUGUCUCGAUGGGCAGCAGACUGGAUGUGAAUGGAUCUCUUGGUUGUCUGCACCUUAUGGACCUGACCCAGGAGAACUUGAGAAACCAGUAUGUUGUCAGCAUUGGGAAUACAGUAGGGUACGAAAAUCUGAUUCGCGACGUGGGCUCCUUUAAGCCUGCGUUUCUCCCCUUUGAUGACACAAGUGGUCUUCCAGACGCGCUGAGCUUCACCUUCAUAGAGCAAUCCAAAGAGGAGUGUGUCCUGCACCUCCGGAUGGCCUCGUUGCAUUACAACCACUCGGCGAAGUUCUUGAAGGAGAUCACCCUCUCCAUGGAUGAGCUGGAGGAGAACUUCUGCAACAUGCUGAAGAGCGCGGCGACCCGAGUGACCACCGUCUUGGCCACCAAGACGGCCGAGUAUAGCGAGAUGGUUUCCCUGUUCGACACGGCGCCUCGGUCCCGGGACCCCUUUAAUCUGGAACCUAAUGAGGGCGAGGAACCCAUGGCACUGUGUGCCCCAGCAGAAACGAUUAAGCUGAUUUUGAAUGUGAACAUUGAGUCUCCGGUGGUCUCCAUACCCCGUAAACCGGGCAGUUCUGAGCUGCUGGUGGGCCACCUCGGGCAAAUCUCGAUCCAGAAUUUUGUAGCAGGAGAAGACAACUCGAGAAGCGACCGGCUCCAGGUUGAAAUCAAAGACAUUAAGAUGUAUUCUCUCAACAGCAAUCAUUUAACAGGCAAGAAGGAAAGUGUUUCUGAGUUCCCCCAUGCGCUGCACUCUCCUAUGGAUAUGGCCAGUGCCAGCAGCCAGGAAGAAUCUCAGUUCACUCGUCACGAUUUCUUCGAAUCCUUGCAUAAAGGCCAUGCAUUCCAUAUUUUAAAUAAUGCCACGAUCCAGUUCAAACUGGAGAAGAUUCCCGUGGAGAGCGACGCAGAACUGGCGUUCUUGGCGAACGGCGACGUGGACAUUUCAAGCAUUAUGAAGAUCGAAGGGAAAUUUGUCAACCCCCUGCGGGUGGUGUUGGCAAAACAUGUGUACGAGCAAGUUUUGCAAACUCUGGACAACUUAGUUUGCAAUGAAGAUUUGACGAAGCCUCCCUCCAGCUUCCAAGCCUCCGUGUAUCCCAGCUCUAGCUCACCUUCAGUGUCUCUCCAUAGCACAAGCAGCGACUUUUCCAUUGAGAGGAAGGAGAAUGGACUCUUCAGUCAUUCCAGCUUGGGUUCCGCUGGGAACAGAUUUGUGCCUGUCAAGGAAGCCACUCAGUCCUUUACUCAAAUCCAGGCCAACUUUCACGUUUCGGAGCUCCAAGUCCAGUUGAGUGGCGACUUGACGCUUGGAGCGCAGGGUCUGGUGAGCUUAAAAUUCCAGGAUUUCGACGUGGAGUUUACGAAGGAUCACCCGCACACCUUAUCCAUCCAGAUUGCCUUACGUUCUCUGCUCAUGGAGGAUCUCCUGGAGAAGAAUCCAGACUCCUUGUACAAGAACCUCAUGGUGUCCCGUGGAGCACCCAAACCAUCCAGUCUGGCGCACAAGGAGUACCUCUCCCAGUCUUGCCCAUCGGUGUCUAAUGUGGAAUAUCCAGAAAUGCCUCGCUCCCUCCCUUCGCACAUGGAGGAAGCACCAAACGUCUUCCAGUUGUACCAAAGACCUUCCUGCGUCUCCCACAAGAAGCAAAAGGACGACGCAGCCUCGGACUAUCCACUGACUCCUCCUCCCUCUCCAACCAGGAACAAAUCCAGCACGCCGUGUGGCACGAGUGACUUUGACGAUUCCUUGGUUCACAUCAACAUGUUGCUGGUGGACAAGAAGCAUCCGGACUUCGCUUCUUGCUACGGCAGGAUCAACCGCAGCGUGGACGUUGACUUCAACUGCCUGGAUGUCUUAAUCACUCUGCAGACCUGGGUGGUGAUCCUGGACUUCUUUGGGAUUGGGUCCACCGCCGAGAACCACAGCAUGAAGUUGCCGGCCGAAGAGGUUGCGCACACGGUUUCCUCGGAAGAAAGUGUCCUCUCGGGUGCUCAGGAUUCUGUCAAUACCAAAGUGGACUUGAAGGUUCACUCCCUGUCCUUGGUCCUGAACAAGACGACCAACGAGCUUGCCAAAGCAAACGUCUCCAAACUGGUCACUCAUGUGGAAAUGAUCGAAGGCGACCUGGCCCUUCAGGGAAGCAUCGGGAGUCUCUCCUUAAGCGAUCUCACCUCUCACGGGGAGUUUUACAGAGAACGCUUCACCACCAGCGGCGAAGAGGCACUCAUCUUUCAGGUCCACAAGUACGGCCCGCCGGAUCCCUUGCUGCAGCGAGACUGCGAUGUGCGCGUCAGCCUGCGGAUGGCGUCGGUGCAGUACGUCCACACUCAGCGCUUCCAAGCAGAGGUGGUAUCUUUCGUCCAGCACUUCACCCAGCUGCAGGAUGUCUUGGGACGUCAGAGAGCAGCAGUGGAGGGGCAGACGGUAAGGGAUCAGGCCCAGCGAGCCUCCAGGAUCCUGCUGGAUAUCGAAGCCGGUGCGCCUGUCCUCCUUAUCCCAGAAAGUUCCAAGUCCAACCACCUCAUAGUGGCCAAUCUGGGGAAGCUGAAAGUCAAGAACAGGUUCCUCUUCUCAGGCACCCCAGGCACCUUCUCGCUAAAAGAUAAGGAUUCUGUUCAGUUUUCCUCGCCGCUGGGAACCCCGAAACACAGCAUGAAGAAACCGGCGAGCACAGACGAGUCCAAGGCAGCCCAAAGCCCCUCGGAAGGCUUGUUCAUGAAACCACCCCCUUCUGGACCAAAUCUCAGCAGACUGAAGAGUGACCCGAUCCCGGGUGCGUUGACGAAGCCGCCCAAACCACCUGCAGAAAGUCCAGAGGAACAGAGCUGCCUGUUAGACUGCAUUGUGGUUGAUCUGCAGGACAUGGAUAUUUUUGCUGCCGAGCGGUACCCACGGGAAUAUUCGAAGGUCGCCGAGGACCCCAGUGCCGAUCUCAGCUUCCCUUCCUACCUUGUCAGGCAGACAGGAGGAAGCCUCCUGACCGAGCCCUUCCGGCUGAAGCUGCGAGUGGAAAGGAACUUGGACAAGGAGAUCAGCCACGCAGUCCCUGAUAUAUCCAUUCAUGGCAACCUCUCGUCCGUCCACUGUUCUCUGGACCUGAAUAAAUAUAAACUGAUUCGAGGACUCCUGGAAAAUAACCUGGGAGAGCCCAUAGAAGAGUUCAUGCGGCCUUAUGACUUGCAAGACCCCCGGAUACAUACCGUCCUGAGUGGAGAAGUCUACACUUCUGUGUCUUUCCUAAUUGACAUGAUCAAUGUCAGUCUGGAGCUGACGAACCCCCAGGGGAAGGACGGCUCGUUGGCCCGGUUUGACUUCAAGAAGUCCAAGCUGCUCUUUGAGAGUUUCUCGAACCAGACCAAGUCCAUCAACCUGGUUUCGCACUCCAUGAUGGCGUUUGACACCCGCUACGCCGGGCCGAGAGCUUCCGCAGGAACGCCCAACGUGUUCAGUUGCAUCUUCCAGUCCUCCAAGAACAGCAAUACUCCCGGCGCCAUACAGAUUGAGCUGCAUUACAGAUCGACCAAAGAUGCCUCCUGCUUCACCAUCGUCCUGAACAACCUCCGCGUGUUCCUGAUCUUUGAUUGGCUGCUGCUUGUCCACGACUUCCUGCAGACGCCCAGCGACACCAAGCGGGAGCCCCCGCCCCGCCAUCGCCACUACAGCAGCGAACCCGCAGUUGUCCCCAAAGCCGUGAAGUGUGGGAUCGUGACGAAGCGCUCUUCCCUCCAGGUCUCCGCGGAAAAACAGUUGGAAGUCAAGAUCAAUGUGACGGGUACCGAAUUUGUGGUGGUUGAAGACAUGUCCUGUCUGGAUACCAGCGCAAUUAUUUUGAAGGGGACUACAGUGCUCACUUACAAACCCAAACUGGUGGAUCGGCCUUUCUCGGGCAGCUUGUUUGGCAUUGAGGUUUUUUCCUGCCGGCUAGGAAACGAGCAGGAGACGGCGCUCUCCAUCAUUGACCCCGUCCAAAUUCAGGUCGAGCUGGUGGGCAACUCGUCAUACCCCAGUGGCUCCGGGUUGCUGGAUGCUUUCAACAGUGAGGACUUCCCACCCGUGUUGGAGAUUCACUUGCAAGCCCUGAACAUCAGGCUGUCCUACAACGACGUCCAGCUGUUUCUGGCGAUUGUCAAGUCCAUCCCUGGCCAGACCAGCAACGCUGUGCCCAACACCUCUGCUUCUCCUGCCGGGUCAUCUUUGGCAAACGAGACCUUGGGACCAACACCCGAAACCCCAGAAACCCUGAAGCACACUCUGGAUCCUGUCCUUGAGUUGCAGCUGGCUCGACUACAGGAGCUGGGCUUCACCAUGGAGGACUGCCGCAAAGCUCUUCUGAUCUGCCAAGGUCAGCUGAAGAAAGCAGCAAGCUGGCUCUUCAAGAACGCGGAGCCUCUGAAGUGCACACCCUUGGAAGCCAGCCACCGGGACACCCAGAGCUCUGUGGUCCUGCGCUUGAUCUCCGGGGUUGAAAUCAAAGCAGAAAGCAUCUGCAUCUGUUUCAUCGACGACUGCAUGGACUGCGACGUUCCCUUGGCUGAAUUAACCUUUUCGAGUUUGAAUUUCCUUAAGCAUCUGAGAGCCACCCCUGAAGGCUAUGCCCAUUUCACACUCUCUGGGGAUUACUAUAACCGGGAGCUUUCAGGCUGGGAACCGUUUAUUGAGCCUUGGCCGUGCUGCGUAUCCUGGCAGCAGCAGCCAGCUAGCCGUCUCCACCCUUCCCGGUUGAAGCUGGAAGUGAAGGCGAAGCACCGUCUGGAUAUCAACAUCACUUCAGUGUUGACUGAGCAGUAUGCCAGCACCAAGCAGUCCUGGAUGGCAGAUUACUGCAAGCAGGAGCAAGAAGUGAAGGAAGUGGAAUCCGAAGAAUGGAUGGGCUCUUCGGUCGACCCUCCGUCCUUAGGGCAGGGCCUUCCUCUUGUCUACCUUAGAACUAGGAGCACAGCCAGUCUGACUAACCUAGAGCACCAGAUGUAUGCUAGAGCUGAAAUGAAGACCCCCAAGCGCAGGCAGCCUUUUGUGCCCUUUGCCUUGCGGAACCACACCGGCUGCACCCUCUGGUUCGCCACUCUGACCACUACCCCAACACGUGCCGCUCUCUCUCACAGUGGGAGCCCGGGAGUCCUCCCAGAGGAAAACAGGACCUUUCUGGACGAUGCGCACAAAGUCAGCGAGUGGCGCGAAGUUCUCACCGGCGAGGAGGUCCCGUUUGAGUUUGAAGCCAAAGGGAAACUGCGGCACAGGCACACCCACGAUCUGAGGAUCCACCAGCUGCAGGUGAGGGUCAGCGGCUGGGAGCCAGUCAGCCCCGUCUCCGUCGACAAGGUCGGGAUUUUCUUCCGGUACGCAGCCCCGGACAAGAGCAGCUCGUCCUGCACUGUUGGCAGCCCCAUUAGCAGAACAAACAUCAUCCAUCCUCAUGUUUAUUUCUCUUCAUUGCCUCCCGUUCGAGUGGUGUUUGCAGUGACCAUGGAGGGCAGCGCACGGAAGGUGAUCACAGUGCGUUCAGCCUUGAUUGUGAAAAACAAGCUGGAGACACCAAUGGAGCUGAGGCUGGACAGCCCUUCGGCUCCGGACAAACCGGUCGUGCUGCCGGCGGUGAUGCCAGGCGAUUCCUUUGCCAUCCCCUUGCACCUCACGUCGUGGCGGCUGCAGGCCAGGCCAAAAGGGAUGGGUGUCUUCUUCUGCAAGUCGCCGAUCCACUGGACGAACGUGCAGAAGGCGUCGGAGGUCAGCAGCAGCAAGCGAGAGUGCCACGCCAUGGAGUCUGAGAACAGCCGGUUCUUCAGGUUUUGUGUCGCAAUAAAGAAAGAGAAUUACCCUGAUUACAUGCCCUCCAGCAUCUUUUCGGACAGUGCCAAGCGGAUUUUCAGGCAGCCCGGCCACACCAUUUAUCUCCUGCCAACGGUGGUGGUUUGCAACUUGCUCCCUUGUGAACUGGAGUUUUAUGUGAAAGGGGUGCCCAUUAACGGCACGCUGAAGCCGGGCAAAGAGGCCGUGCUGCAUACCGCCGACACGUCACAGAACAUCGAACUCGGGGUCUCUUUAGAAAACUUCCCCCGCUGCAAAGAGCUUCUGAUCCCUCCGGGGACUCAAAACUAUAUUGUACGGAUGCGACUGUACGAUCUCAACAAGCGCCAGCUGAAUCUCACGAUAAGGAUUGUGUGUCGAGCGGAAGGGUCCCUAAAGAUCUUUAUUUUGGCACCCUAUUGGCUCAUCAACAAAACCGGGUUGCCGCUGAUCUUCAGGCAGGACAAUGCCAAGAUAGACGCAGCAGGCCAGUUUGAAGAGCACGAGCUUGCCAGGAGUCUGAGCCCUCUCCUUUUCUGCUACGCCGACAAGGAGCAGCCCAACCUGUGCACGAUGCGAGUCGGGAGAGGGAUUCACCCUGAAGGCAUGCCCGGCUGGUGCCAGGGCUUUUCGCUGGAUGGAGGAAGUGGCGUCAGGGCCCUUAAAGUGAUCCAGCAAGGAAACCGGCCCGGCCUCAUUUAUAACAUUGGUAUCGACGUCAAGAAGGGCAGAGGCCGCUACAUCGACACCUGCAUGGUGACGUUUGCACCGCGCUACCUGUUGGAUAACAAGUCCGUGCACAAGCUGGCCUUCGCACAGCGGGCAUUUGCCAGAGGACAGGGCACUUCCAAUCCAGAUGGCUACAUCUCCACCCUCCCGGGGUCCAGCGUGGUUUUCCACUGGCCUCGGAAUGACUACGACCAGUUGUUGUGUGUGCGGCUCAUGGACGUCCCCAACUGCAUCUGGUCGGGGGGCUUUGAGGUCAACAAAAACAAUUCCUUUCAUAUCAAUAUGAGGGACACCCUGGGGAAGUGCUACUUUUUACGAGUCGAGAUCACUCUGAGGGGAGCGACGUACCGCGUUUCGUUUAGCGACACUGACCAGCUACCGCCUCCAUUUCGCAUUGACAACUUUUCUAAGGUCCCGCUUGUGUUCACCCAGCACGGCGUGGCAGAGCCUCGGCUCAGCACGGAGGUCAAGCCCAUGACCUCUCUGGACUACGCCUGGGACGAGGCCACCCUCCCGCCCUACAUCACGCUGACGGUCAAAGGGGCCGGCUCCUCCGAAAUCACCUGCUCCAUGGACGACCUUCAAGACAGCAAGCAGCUCUACUACGAGAAUUUCAUCUACAUCGCUGCCACCUACACUUUCUCCGGCCUGCAGGAAGAAACUGGAAGGCCGGUGGCUUCACAUAAAGAGGUUGACUGUGCUGAACUGGUACUGGACGUUUCUCCAAAGACCCAGCGAGUCAUAUUAAAGAAGAAGGAGCCAGGGAAGCGCUCCCAGCUGUGGCGGAUGACGGGCACGGGCCUCCUCUGCCACGAGGGCUCGGCUGUCCCCCACCAUCCCAACAAGCCGUCCCCGCCCCGCUCCGCGGAAUCCUCCAUCAUCUUGGACAUCGCAGGCCUUGCCGCAGUCACCGACAACAGGUAUGAGCCGCUGAUGCUGAGGAAACCCGACAGGCGGCGUAGCACGACACAGACCUGGAGUUUUCGGGAUGGGAAGCUGGUUUGCGGCAUGCACGGGCUUGUCGUACAGGCCAAAGGAGGCAUCAAAGGGCUACACGAUGGCGCAGAAGUUGUCCUCGGUCCUGACACUUCGCUGGAGAUGCUGGGUCCGGUUCCGCCAGAGCAGCAGUUCAUCAACCAGAAGAUGAGGCCAGGCUCUGGGGUCCUGGUAGUCCGGGUCAUGCCCGACGGGCCCACCAGAGUCCUCCAGAUAACAGACUUCAACCAACGCAGAAACGACCGUUUCUCGUAUGAAGGGGACGAGCUGCUGGAGCAAGAUCUGCAGAAGCUGAAGAACCCAGACACGGAGCAAGAGUUGGAAGUUCAGUUGAAACUGGAAGGUGGCAUCGGAUUGUCUCUAGUCAACAAAGUCCCAGAAGAGUUAAUAUUCGCGAGCUUUACUGGCAUCAACGUCCAUUUCACCCAGCUGUCAACAAGCCAAGUUCUUGAACUCAGUAUACAAGAUGUGCAGGUGGACAACCAGCUCAUUGGUACCACGCAGCCGUUCAUGCUCUUUCUGACCCCCAGAACCAGUGAGAACGAAGCAGCAGAGACGGGCCCAGCGGUGCAGUUGAAUGCCAUGAAAUUUCCCAGUAAGAGACCUUUAACUGAUAUAUACAAGCAUCUGAUGAUCACGGCUCGCAAGUUCACAGUCCAAAUUGAGGAGAAACUGCUCCUUAAGCUGCUGAGUUUCUUUGGCUGUGAUCAGUCUGAAUCAGAGGUCGAAAGCUACGACGAAAACCUCCACGAGAAGCCUGUCGAUCAGAGCGGGGCCCAGAAGCGCUACUACUUUGAGAACCUCAAAAUCAGCGUGCCGCAGAUCAAGCUGAGCGUCUUCACUUCCAGCAAGCUCUCCUUGGACCUCAAGGCACUGAAAAGCACUCUGGGCUUUCCUCUGAUCCGAUUUGAAGAUGCCGUCAUCAACCUGGAUCCCUUCACCAGAGUCCACCCGUACGAGACGAAGGAGUUUAUCGUCAACGACGUUCUGAAGCAUUUUCAAGAAGAGCUGCUCAGCCAAGCAGCCAGGAUCCUGGGCUCAGUGGACUUCCUUGGAAACCCAAUGGGGUUCCUGAACGACGUCUCAGAAGGCGUGACGGGGCUCAUCAAGUACGGAAAUGUCGGCGGCCUUAUAAGGAACGUCACGCACGGCGUGUCAAAUUCUGCUGCAAAGUUUGCUGGUUCCUUGUCGGAUGGUUUGGGGAAGACGAUGGACAAUCGGCAUCAGACAGAACGGGAGUACAUCCGCUACCAUGCGGCCACGAGUGGCGAACACCUGGUGGCUGGCAUUCACGGCCUGGCUCAUGGUAUCCUUGGUGGAUUGACGAGUGUCAUCACCUCGACGGUCGAAGGUGUGAAAACCGAAGGGGGUGUCAGCGGCUUCUUCUCUGGCCUCGGGAAAGGACUGGUGGGAACUGUCACCAAGCCAGUGGCCGGUGCUCUGGACUUUGCCUCAGAAACAGCCCAAGCCGUGAGAGAGACAGCCACUCUGACGGGUCCCCGGACCCAGGCGGAGAGAGUGCGGAAGCCGCGGUGCUGCAGGGGGCCACAGGGACUCCUGCCCCAGUAUUCGGAGGGCCAGGCAGAGGGGCAGGAGCAGCUCUUCAAGCUGACGGACAACCUGCAGGAUGAAUGCUUCAUUGCGGUGGAGAACAUCGACAGCUACUGCGUCCUCAUUUCUUCCAAAGCCGUCUACUUCCUGAAGAGCGGGGACUACGUGGACCGGGAGGCCAUCUUCCUGGAGGUCAAGUACGACGACCUCUUCCAUUGCCUUAUCUUGAAGGACCACGGGAAGGUCUACGUGCAGCUGACGAAGAAGGCGGUCAACUCAAGCAGUGGAGUGGCCAUGCCUGGUCCCUCCCACCAGAAGCCCAUGGUCCAUGUCAAGUCCGAGGCCCUCGCCGUGAAGCUCUCUCAGGAAAUCAACUAUGCAAAGAGCCUUUUCUACGAACAGCAACUGAUGCUCCGAUCCAGCGCGCACCAAGAGCCACUGGAGCUGGACUCCUGACCACGCACAAUCUCCGAGGGGGACAGAAGCCACCUCUCUGCUCGGGAAAAGGCCGGAAAAGCCCCCUGGGAGUCCGCGAGGAUGUUCUGGGAGACAAAGUCCCAGCAGCCAGCCGGGCCUCGGAUCGCGAGAUCAAAGACCUGUUUGGAAUGCAUUUAGCGAUAGGAAAAGCUCUGUAUUUUCUUACCAUCUGUGUGUGUGCGUGUGUGUGUGUAUAUAUAUAUAUAUAUAUAUAUAUAUAUAUAUAUAUAUAUAUAUAUAUAUAUAUAUAAAUAUAUACAUUUAUAUAUACGCCUAUACAUACAUAUGUAUGUACUACUGUGUCCGUGUAAAUAAGAAAGUACACUGGGGAGUUGCGAGUGUGUAUAAAGGUCUAUUUCCUGUAAAGAAAUUAAAGGAGAGAUUAUAUUGAGUCUUCUAUUGCACUGAUUCUCCGCAUUUGGAAUUGCACAUUUUUCUGUAGAGGUGGUAAGGAUUCUGAGUUGGAAGGUGCCGGGGCGCAGCGUCUGGAGUGAACGGCAAAGAUCCAGGUCAGGAUCGGAGCAGGGUGUUCUGAUUCCCAGUGUUCUGCGGGACUUCCCCCCCUCUUCUCCCCCCCCCCGCCCCCCGUUUCCAUUUACAGGGUGGUUUUGCUACUGUCUUGGAAGGGUGCAGACAGAUAGGGGCCCUUGCAAAGGAUUGGCAGGGCCUGAGCGUUCGCUCUCCUGAUAAGAUGCUGGUGUCUAUGUGCUUCCUGGCUGGCCUGAAUACAUGGGGACGCGGGAAAGGGUUUUUUGGUUUUGCUUUUUUAAAAUCAACUAAGCAACUUCCCCUCUUUUUGGAGACCUUUUGGUUUCUAAGCAUUCAGUGUUCUGAGCGGCCGUUUGGUCGUGGUAUCACUUUGGCGUUUCAACAAGGCUACUUCGUUUAUAGCAGGACAGGCGUCGGAAAGAGAUGGUGUUAAUGCACUCAGAGUUGUCCCCAGCAGACCUUAAGCAGAAAACUGACUCUCGGACCAGGGGAGGAGGGGGAAAUGUCACUGCCUUUGUUGGGGGAAAGAAUGGAAGUUUAUAAAUUUCAUAUUGCAGUCCUGUAGUUUUGAAUCUGCGGGUUAAUAAAACGCUGCUGCUGCUG
Messenger RNA from Hemicordylus capensis (graceful crag lizard), 14490 nucleotides. It is a transcript of the gene VPS13D, whose product is annotated as vacuolar protein sorting 13 homolog D. Gene Ontology annotation, cellular component: extrinsic component of membrane. Gene Ontology annotation, biological process: protein targeting to vacuole; protein retention in Golgi apparatus; mitochondrion organization. The transcript has 70 exons. Bases 181 to 13377 code for a protein of 4398 amino acids. Gene Ontology annotation, molecular function: protein binding. Lineage: Eukaryota; Metazoa; Chordata; Lepidosauria; Squamata; Cordylidae. The record is from RefSeq and is a predicted model, not a curated record.